AUGUUUGCACUUGCUCUGUUGGCCAUCAUCGUUCGGCUGGUGGUCAGGGCCUGCUGGCUCAGGUCCAGGGCGACGGCGAAUAGCGGCUGGAGAAUGUCCAAGCCAAACCUCUCUCUGCUGGACCUGGGCGACCUCUUGAUCGUGCUCGCGCUCUGCGGCCUGGCCGUCACCACCUUCACGGACUCCUUGCCGCUCAGCUCGCAGGGGCAGACGGCGCGGGUGCCCGUCGGCGUCGACGUGUGGACGCUCUCGCCGGAGCUACUCUACAUGUUUGGCUUCUGGCUCCUGAUCUGGGAGGUGCUCUAUUUUGCCACCAUGAGCCUGAUCAAGACGGCGCUGUGCCUCCUGUUCCUGCGCAUCUUCCCGCGCCACGGGCGGCACAGCGCCACCAUCCGCAUCCCGCCGUGCGGCCUCCCCUUCCGGCCCGUGGCAUGGGCGACGCUGGCCACCAACGUCAUCGCUGGCGUCGCCUUUUUAAUCCUGUGCCUCGUGCAGUGCUUCCCACUCUCGUACACGUGGACGAGCUGGGACAAGGAGUCCGGGGGCCACUGUGUCCUGGACCCGGGGCUCCUGAGCUGGAGCAACGCCAUAUUUGCCAUCGCCAUGGAUGCAUGGAUGCUAUUUCUUCCGUUGUCACAAAUACCAAAGAUGAACAUGGGUAUUGAGAGGAAGCUCGGCAUGGUCUUUAUGUUUUGUCUGGGCACACUGGCUACUGUAGUAAGCAUACUGAGACUGUUCUCCCUCGCCAGAUCCGAGAGGAGCACGAACUUCACCCGGGAUAUCCUGGGCCUGGUGUUGCUAUCCAGCAUCGAGAUGUCGGCGGGCAUCAUCUGCGCCUGCCUGCCGAGCCUGCGCGUCUUCCUGGUGUGCGUGUUCCGCAGCACCCGCGACACGGUGUCGCAGUCGCGCAACUCGCAGAGCCUCCAACAGCAGCGGCAGGGCGCCCACUCGGCGGCCGCCUCCACUGGCGGCCGCCACUGGGCGGACGGGGCUCGGCGGGCGGAGCGGGGUCAGCGCGCGGGCGGCGGCGGCUCCCGCCGGCCCAUGUCGGUCGUACACUACUCCAUCAGCUCCGGCGGCCUGACCGGAUCGACGCGCCCCAUGUCGCUCCCGGCCACGUGGAGGGGCGACAUCAUCAGGGAGAUCAUCGGCGGUGCCGGCCCCGGCCGCGCGAGUGGAGGGGACGAGGGCGAAGGGGGCCUUUUGGCUGCGAGACUCUCGGCUGACGACGUCGAGCCGGCUGCCGUCGGUCCGGCGCGGCGGCAAGUUUUAAUAGAGGAGGCCGUCCAUAGCGGCAAGGGCGACGUCGAAUCUCGGGGUGCAGCAGGCGCCAGCGGCGCGUAA
Gaeumannomyces tritici R3-111a-1 is the source of this 1344-nucleotide messenger RNA. RefSeq lists its product as hypothetical. The coding region runs from base 1 to 1344 and encodes 447 amino acids. Lineage: Eukaryota; Fungi; Ascomycota; Sordariomycetes; Magnaporthales; Magnaporthaceae. The record is from RefSeq and is a predicted model, not a curated record. The transcript is spliced from 2 exons.